AUGGCGUUUGUGGUAGUGUAUGUAGAUGAUGUUAUACUCACUGGGCAUGACCUUGAUGAGAUCAACUCCCUGAAGAAGUUCUUGGACCAAACCUUCAAGAUUAAAGACUUAGGGAUUUUGCAUUACUUCUUGGGACUGGAAGUGCUAUAUAAAGAAGAUGGGGUACUGAUUUCUCAAAGGAAGUUCACUAUGGACUUGCUAAAGGAGUAUGAUUGUUUGCAUCAAUCUUCAUUAUCCUCUCCUCUCGAUCCUUCACUUAAGUUGAAAGCUGACGAAGGUGUUCCAUUAAAAGAUCCCACUCAUUAUAGAAAGCUGGCUGGGAAGCUGAAUUUUAUUACCAAUACCAGGCUUGACAUAACAUUCAAUGUACAACAUCUCUGCCAAUACAUGCAGAAUCCUAGAGAUACUCACUUAAAAGCUUUGUAUCAUGUGUUGAGGUAUUUGAAAGGUGAUCCCAAUUUGGGGAUAUUUCUAUCUAGCAAUAAAAAUGUUAUAUGA
Nicotiana tabacum (common tobacco) is the source of this 498-nucleotide messenger RNA. The record is from RefSeq and is a predicted model, not a curated record. Lineage: Eukaryota; Viridiplantae; Streptophyta; Magnoliopsida; Solanales; Solanaceae.